AUGGAGUAUCCAGAGCCAUCAUCUGAAAUUGUGCUGGAGCUUUUAAAAAAGUUUAAAGAUGGUAAUAAAGCAGGUGACAAUAAAGCAGAUGAUGGUGGAAUAGAUGAAGAUGACCUGGACGAAGAUGAAGAGGAUGAAGAUGAAAUGGAUGAAGAUAAGGUAUCAAAAAUAAGAGAUGCCUUAGCGCAGAAAUUGGCUGAAAAGUGGAUUAGGGAGGCACGUAUUUACGUGAAAAAAUUAUUUGAUACUACUUAUGCUGACAAGGGAGAACACCUGAUUAAGAAUGCUUAUUACCAAUCAUUUCUCAAUGCACUAGAUAAGCAAGAAGAAUCCAUCCGCUUAAAACUUUCAUCAUUGUUUAAAGAAAUUUCUGAAGUUGAUAUAGAGUAUAGAGAUAGUAUGUAUAAAUUAGUUACUAAGAAAAGAUACAGAGCAAUGUCCUUAGAACAAUAUUUAACAUCAUAUUAUUUGGAUGAGUAUGAUUCGUCUAAAGCUGAUAUAGACGAUAUCAUCGAAUUAUAUGGAUAA
Rhizophagus irregularis DAOM 181602=DAOM 197198 is the source of this 528-nucleotide messenger RNA. The record is from RefSeq and is a predicted model, not a curated record. NCBI's taxonomy places the organism in Eukaryota, Fungi, Glomeromycota, Glomeromycetes, Glomerales, Glomeraceae.